Diospyros lotus (date-plum) is the source of this 1231-nucleotide messenger RNA. Its product is annotated as perakine reductase-like. The transcript has 7 exons. Lineage: Eukaryota; Viridiplantae; Streptophyta; Magnoliopsida; Ericales; Ebenaceae. The coding region runs from base 100 to 1038 and encodes 312 amino acids. Gene Ontology annotation, cellular component: cytoplasm. The record is from RefSeq and is a predicted model, not a curated record.
UCUAGCAAAAGCCACGUAUCCCAAAUCCCAAGAGUGAAAUUGGGCACUCAAGGCUUGGAGGUUUCUAGAUUAGGCUUUGGAUGUAUUGGGCUUUCUGGAAUGCUAAAUGCUCCUCUCUCCCAUGAAGCCCGAUGUGAAAUUAUAAAGGAGGCGUUCCACAAGGGCAUCACCUUCUUCGAUACAGCAGAUGUCUAUGGAGAUGACCAUGACAAUGAGAUUGUGGUCGGUAAGGCACUGAAGCAGCUUCCUCGAGAACAGAUUCAAGUAGCCACAAAAUUUGGCUUUUCAAUGUCUGAUGGGAAUCGUUUUGUGAUCAAGGGUACCCCUGACUAUGUGCGGCAAUGCUGUGAAGCAAGUCUUAAGUGGCUUGGCGUGGAUUAUAUUGAUCUUUACUUCCAGCAUCGCGUGGACUUGUCUGUGCCAAUAGAGGAUACUAUGGGGGAGCUGAAAAAGCUUGUCGAGGAGGGAAAAAUAAGAUACAUUGGGUUAUCAGAAGCCAGUGCAGACACAAUAAAGAGAGCAAACGUGGUUCAUCCUAUUACUGCUGUGCAAAUGGAGUAUUCCCCGUGGACUCGGGAAGUCAAAGAGGAUAUAAUCCCACUUUGUAGGGAGCUUGGAAUUGGGAUAGUGGCAUAUAGUCCCCUUGGUCAUGGGCUCUUUGGUGGGAAGGGAGUUGUGGAAAAUUUAUGCAAAGAAAGUGUUUUGGCUAUGAAUCCGAGGUUCAUGGGUGAGAAUUUAGAGAGAAACAAAGGUAUAUACAUUCGUGUUGCAGACCUGGCAGCAAAAUGUGGCUGCAGCCCUCCUCAGCUCGCUCUGGCAUGGCUUCUACAUCAAGGAAAUGAUGUAGUUCCCAUCCCUGGGACAACUAAAAUUAAUAAUCUCAAUGCCAACAUUGGAUCUCUGGAAGUGAAGCUUACACCAGGAGAUUUGAAAGAAAUUUCUGAUGCUAUUCCCAUGGACAAAGUGGCUGGAGAAAGGGUGCCCGAAGAAUUCUCUAAGUACUCUUAUAGGUCUGCCAAUACCCCAGUAAAAACAUAACUUGUAAGAACUCGUGUUACAUACAUGUUUUCAUUACUUAGGGUUGGUGUUUGGCACGGCAAUAAGGUUGUUCCAUGAUAGUAUGAACAUCACAGACUCGAGAAGAAAAUGGUGGUAGUGUGUAUGCUUGUAGUUUAUUUAAUGCACAGAGUUUGGUUAUUUGUGGUAGUGUGUAUGCUUAUAAGUUUAUUUA